UCAUUUAAGAUCUUUAAAUUUAAAUAUUCUCUCCAUUCUUCUGCAAUAGUACUAUCUUUUCACUGUUUACUUUGUCUAAUUUCUCAUAAAUUCGUCACUUCAACUACUCAAAAGUGUGAGAAGACAUGUUCCAUAUCUAUACAGACACAUACACAUACAUACACACACACACACACACACAUACACACAUAUAUAUAUAUAUACAUAUGCACAGAGAGACAGACAGACACAGGUAUAUAUUGUGUCUGCACAAUAAUUGCCAACAUUAACGACAACCUUUAUGGUGUUCAUUUCGCAUCAGUUCGUGGCGCAAAUUUUUGCAGGCAAAUGCAA
This is a messenger RNA of Loa loa (African eye worm), 333 nucleotides long. RefSeq lists its product as hypothetical. The transcript has a single exon. NCBI's taxonomy places the organism in Eukaryota, Metazoa, Nematoda, Chromadorea, Rhabditida, Onchocercidae. The record is from RefSeq and is a predicted model, not a curated record. The annotation marks the transcript as partial.